AUGUAUAUGGGCCAUACAACAAUGGUCUGUAGCACAACUGGUAUCAACAGCUUCACAAUAGCCGAGGGAGUUUAUCGAGGGUCGGCUAUCAGCCCACUUCUCUUCAUAACAGUAAUAGUUGUAUUAGCACAGUCUAUACCACAAACAGUCAGGUGGAAUAUGAUUGCAGAUGAUAUUCUCGCCGAAUCCAAACAAUCUCCCAAACAAUUAAAGGAAAGUAUCCGCAAAUUACGGAAUCACAUAAAAUCCAAAUAUAAUAAUCCUAAAUUAGUUUCAUUAACUACAACUCAUAAUCCUAAUUCAAAUUUAUAUCUCCCAAUUGAUUUAUCAAUUAAAACUGCUAUGAUUAGCGCAUGCAUAAGCCGUUUUCAUCAAAAAAUUAAACAAAUCUUCCCUACCACUUACACUUCUAUUUUGGGAAAUAGAAAAAGAUUAAACAUAACAAAAGAAGAAAGUGGUCGUAAAGUGCGAAGUCAUAUAAAAUCCAAGAAACCCAAACCUAUAGUAGCUUUAGUACCUACACCUCAAAGUAUUAAUUUAAAUAAACCUUUUCCUAUUGAUAUAUCAACUAAAACUGCUAGGAUGCGGGCAUGUGCUGCCCGUUUUCGUCUAAAGCUUAAACAGAUUUUCCCCACCACCUAUACAUCUAUUCUUAAAAAUAGAAGUAAUUUAACACAUUUUAAUACUAAUGAUAUUCACUUAAUAACUGAACAUACUUGCGGGCCUAUGAAUAUCAUAUGUCAAUUUUGUUUUUCCAUGAAUUUCAUAGCUGAGAGACCGACCGACGGUAAAUUCACACAGUGCUGUCAUAAAGGGAAGGUUAUCCUUACCCAAAUACCAUAUCCUCCUUAUUUAAAAAAUCUUAUAUCAAACCCUCAAGAUAAGUUACAUAAUAAUUUUAUGAAGAACAUACGUUCUUAUAAUUCAGCAGUAGCUUUUGCAUCGAUGGGCGCAAAAAUUUCGGAGCUUACAGGUAGUGGCCCUUAUUGUUUCAAAGUGCACGGCCAAAUAUAUCACCGCACAUCUAAUUUAUACCCACCUUCUAAUGCUUUGCCUACUUAUGCCCAGUUAUACGUGUUAGAUACGACACAGGCUAUAGAUAAGCGUAUACACCAUCCAGCAAAUAGUAAAUGUAAUAAAGAUAUUAUGAAGCAAUUAGAUCAGUUAAUACGACAAAUUAACCCCUAUGCUCUUAGUUUUAAGACAUUAGGUGAAGUCCAUCAAUCUGCAUUAGAAUUAGCAACUACUUCUAAUACAAAACUCCCAACCAUUAAUAUGAUCUUUAAAGGAGAUCGUUCUAGCGAUCGACGCCGUUAUAAUUUACCAUCUAUGGAUGACGUAGCUAUGAUUUUCAAUAAUGAAGAUGGAGAGCCUCCUUUCAAAAGAGAUAUUAAAGUCUAUCCUAAAUCUAAUGACAACGAUCUCAUUAUUCUUAAUGUAUUGAGCCCAAAUUUAGACCCCAUGGUUUAUCCUUUACUAUUCCCUCAUGGUGAACCUGGUUGGUCUCCUAAUAUGAUCGCUGAUGGGUUCGAAAAUAGGGCUAGAUCUAAAAUAUCUAUGUUACAAUUUAAAAUUGCACGUUUAGCCGUGCGCCAUAAUAUUUUUAAUCCUCUUCUUAAUGAAGGACGUAUAACGCAACAAUAUAUAGUAGACUCAUAUUUACAAGUAGAGGCCAAUAACAUUAACUAUAUAAAAUAUAAUCAGAAUAAGCUUCGUGUAGAAGAAUAUUCAGGUUUAAUGGAUUUUUUAGUAACUUCAUGUUCCACUUCAAUAGAAUCUCCAAUAGGCCGCCCUAUUAUUCUACCUUCCUCAUUUCAAGGGUCUCCCAGGAAUAUGCAAGAACGGUAUCAUGAUGCUAUGACUAUUAAUAAAAUAUUUGGGACAUCUUUAGCUUAUGUGUAUACAAUUGAAUUUCAAAAAAGAGGCCUACCACAUGCCCAUUUGUUAAUUAUAUUGAGUAAAGAGAAUAAAAUUGAAACAUCGGAGGCAAUAGAUAACUAUGUUUCAGCUGAAAUACCUGAUAGGCUAACAAAUCCAAAAUUAUUUGCUAUUGUAACACGCUGCAUGAUACAUGGCCCCUGUGGCAUAAUAAAUCCCCAAUCUCCGUGCAUGGAUAAAGGCAUGUGUACCAAAAAUUUCCCCAAGGAUUUUCAAAAUGCCACCAAAUCUAAUAUUAAUGGCUACCCCUCAUAUAAAAGAAGGAAUUUGGCUCCAAUUUUAAUAUCUAAGAAAUGGGUAGAUAAUAAAUUUGUUAUCCCGUACAAUUCUUAUUUACUACUAAAAUAUAAUGCGCACAUAAAUGUAGAAAUUUGUACUUCAAUUAAAUCGGUUAAAUAUAUUUUUAAAUACGUAUACAAAGGGUAUGAUUGUGCUAAUGUAGUUUUAAAUGUCGAUUCUCCCCCUACUAAAUAUGACGAAAUUAAUAAUCACAUAAAUGCACGCUAUGUAAGCUCAUGUGAAGCUAUGUGGCGCUUAUUAGAAAACCCCAUGCAUGAUCGUUCUCAUGCAAUUAUCCGUUUAGCAGUACAUAUGCCAUUUAAACAGUUAAUUUAUUUCCAACAAGGACAUGAAAAGUCGGCCAUGGAAAGAGCUAUUUAUAAAAAUACAACCCUUACUGCUUGGUUUAUUUUAAAUCAACUUUCUCCUUGCGCUAGACAAUACCUUUAUGGUGAUAUACCCUACCAUUAUAUUUUUAUAAAUAAUGCCUGGCAAGAACGUAAACGUGGCCAUAAAUCUAUUAUAACACGUAUGUAUUCUACAGAUAUCAAAUGUGGGGAACGCUUUUAUCUUCGUCUACUUCUUCUCCACGUGCCUGGAGCUACGAGCUUUGAGUUUUUGCGAACUGUAGACGGUAUAUUAUUAAACACGUUUAAAGAUGCCGCUAUUAAUAGAUCAUUAUUAUGCGAUGAUAACGAAUGGGAAAAAUGUCUAGAUGAGGCCUCUCUAUUUCAAAUGCCAUCUCAAUUACGCCACACUUUUGCUUUUAUAUGCGUUUUUGGCCAUCCUCAAAAUCCUACAUCUUUAUGGUUGCGUAUAAAACCUUUAUUAAUAGAAGAUUUUUUGCAAUAUAAUAAUGAAAUCAUAGCAACCAAUUUGGCUUUACAUGAUAUUUUAACAACUCUCAGUGUUCAUGGGUACAAUUGUAAAGAUUUUAAUCUUCCUACUCCUGACCCUAUCCCUCAAUCUAAUUUAUAUGAUGCUAUAAUAGAGGCAGAUACUGCAUGUGUAAUGGUAGCUAAUCUUAAUUUAUUACAGCGUAACGCUUUUGAUAAAGUUAUCCAGGCUAUUGCCGAUCCCUCUUUUACACCUAAAUAUUUUUACAUAGAUGGUCCCGGUGGAUCAGGCAAAACAUAUCUGUACAAUACUCUCAUGCAUUAUCUUAGAGGACAACAUAAAACUGUCAUACCAUUUGCUACCACAGGUAUAUCUUCUAUCCUUCUUAUAGGUGGAAGAACUAUCCAUAGUGGUUUUAAACUUCCAGUACCAAUUUUAGAUACAUCCGUUUCACGCAUGAAAACUAAUUCAAUAGAGGCUCAGAACCUUAAAAAUGCACACUUAAUAAUUAUAGAUGAAGUAAGUAUGAUGACUAAACAUGCUUUACGGUGUAUAGAUUUAUUACUUAGAGAUAUUAUGCAAACAUCCAACCCCUUCGGUGGUAAGGUUAUCUUAUUAGGAGGAGAUUUCAGACAAACACUUCCUGUUAUACCUAGAGGUACUAAAACAUCUAUAUUAGAAUCGUGUAUAAAAUGUUCACCUCUAUGGCAUAUUUUUUUGCAACUUAAAUUAAAAGAUAAUAUGAGAAUUUUAGACGAUGAUUCUGAGUACAAUAAUUGGCUCUUACAAAUUGGCGAAGGGAAAACACCAACCUUAUCCCCCCUUACUUCCGACUAUGUUGAAAUUCCUCUAACAAUGAUAGAGGAAUCUUUAAUAUAUUCUAUAUAUGGCGAUUUCAAUUUACUUAAUAAUGUUGAAUACCUAGCGCAACGUAUUAUUUUAACAACAAAAAAUAAAGUAUCAUUGGCAUUAAAUAAUGAUAUAAUUUCAAAAUUACCAUCUCCAAUUAAACAUUACUAUAGUUCAGACUCAUUAAUUUCAGAUAACGUUGAUGAUUCUAAUAAUUACCCCAUAGAAUUCUUACAUUCACUAACACCUUCGGGCAUGCCUCCUCAUAUAUUAUCCCUAAAGGUCGGUACUAUCGUAAUUCUUCUACGAAAUUUGAAUCCUUUACGCGGAUUGUGUAAUGGAACUCGCUUAAUAAUAAAAGGCAUGCAUAUAUAUUUUUUGGAUGCUGAAAUAAUUACAGGCAUAAACAAAGGUUACAGAGUUUUUAUACCUCGCAUAGAUUUAGCGCCAAGCGAAUCACAACUACCUUUCGUAUUAAAACGUAGACAAUUCCCAAUUAUCCCAGCUUUUGUAAUUACUAUUAAUAAAAGUCAGGGUCAAACAUUUGAUCAUGUAGGUUUAUAUCUACCAGAACCUGUGUUUUCUCAUGGCCAACUUUAUGUUGCUUUAAGUAGAUGUACUUCCAAAAAAAAUAAUAAAGUUAUGAUUGCUCCUACAAAAAUGCAAGGAAAUUUACUCUCUAAUAAAAAGAUAUUCACACAAAAUAUAGUUAUUUACGGCAAACUACGUGCAAGGGAAUUACAACAUCAUCUUCAAAAACGACACCACAUUGAACAAAGAAAAGAAAACUUCUUCACCAUCGCUAAACCAUCUUCAUCACCAACAACAUUUAUUUACGGCAAACUACGAGCCAAGGCAAAACAUUAA
Molecule: messenger RNA, 4770 nt
Organism: Gordionus sp. m RMFG-2023
Lineage: Eukaryota; Metazoa; Nematomorpha; Gordioida; Chordodea; Parachordodidae
Exons: 6
Coding region: 1-4770 (1589 amino acids)
Biological process (GO): telomere maintenance; DNA repair
Molecular function (GO): DNA helicase activity
Source: RefSeq, a predicted model, not a curated record